Verruconis gallopava is the source of this 2062-nucleotide messenger RNA. RefSeq lists its product as uncharacterized. Bases 75 to 1889 code for a protein of 604 amino acids. Lineage: Eukaryota; Fungi; Ascomycota; Dothideomycetes; Venturiales; Sympoventuriaceae. The record is from RefSeq and is a predicted model, not a curated record. The transcript has a single exon. Gene Ontology annotation, molecular function: iron ion binding; oxidoreductase activity, acting on paired donors, with incorporation or reduction of molecular oxygen; steroid hydroxylase activity.
AGCAAGUCCCAAUUCGAUAAAAGCUGAACGCUCAGCACUUUACAAUGAAAGAGAAGUCAAAAGGAUUUUAGAGCAUGCACGCAAUUAUGAGGGAGUUGCUUUUCCUCUCUCGUUUGCGUGUAGUCUAUGCGACGUAUUCGACUACAAGAUCUCCUUUGCGCGAGGUUAAGCUCGACGAACAUUCUCGGCUAUACAGCAUCUGUACUGGCCUUGCAAGCUCCUUACCUCUUUCCAUUCGAAUCGUACUCGCACUCGUUGCAUCCUGUGUCUUGGUCUUAGCAUGUACGCGGGCGUACACUGCGAUUCGCUACCGCAGAGCUGUGGCACGCUUCACCGCGCCCGGUUCUCCGUCUUCGAAACCUGCACCUCCAUCGCUUCCUCCGCAGAUCCCCUACACGAUUCCCUUUCUUGGUAAUGCGCGGUCGUUUCUUGCUCCCAGGCCCGGUUUGUUCUGGAACUGGCUCUUCAGCUUUCAUCCGCGAGCGGCGGGAGCCUGCACCUUGCGACUUGGCCCCCGUAGCGCUCAUAUCUUGCACAGUCCGGCGACGGUUCAGGCGCUCUUUAAAAGCAGAGACGCGAACAGGCUAGAAUUCAACAUCCAGAUCGCCCGCACAAGUUUGGGGGUGCCGCAAGCAGAUAUUCAGAAGUAUCAUGGAACCGACGCCAAGGACAGAAGACUAAAGUUUGAAAGCGAGGAGGUGGAUCCGAUCCAUGUAGCUGAGAAGAUCAACCUGGACACUCUGCUGAAGACAGAUGCGGUCACUGAGCUAACGAGUGAGUUCAUCAAGCAGUUCACGAAGCAGCUGGAUGGAUUAGACGUUUCUCAAGAGUUUGGUCUGGUCAAAUGGCUACGCGAUUACAUGUUUGAAGCCUCUGGCCGAGCUCUUAUGGGCGAGAAAAUCUUUGAGUACUAUCCGGACUUUGGCAAAGACUUUUGGGAAUUCGAGCGCAAUAUGCUGUCGUUGUUCUUUGGCCUGCCGGAGUUUAUGGUUCCCGAGGCCGUUCGAGCGCGAGAUACGAGCAUCAAGGGCAUUGAAAAGUGGCAUGAAGGGCUUGCGCGAGACUCGAUUGAUACGAUUGUGGACUCUAGCAACAGCAACAUACCCUGGGAGCCGAAUCACGGCAGUCGAGCGAACAGAGCUCGACAAGAGAUGUACAACAAGUUCGGGCUAAGCACGAAGGCGAAGUCUGGCUUUGAUCUCGGAUUCACGUUUGGCCUGGCCAGCAACGCGAUUCCGGCCACCGGCUGGAUGCUGCUCCACAUUCUCGACCCUAACGCGGACAGAUCCCUAAAGCCGCGAGUCAUGGCGGAGCUCAAGGCUGCGCAACAUCCCGACGGAAGCUUGAACCUGCCCGUACUGUUCGCCCUUCCGCUUCUGCAAAGCAUCUUUCACGAAGUCUUGCGUCUUUACACAGAUGUCUUGGUCUCCCGCGUGCUGGAGAAAGACCACGUCUUGCCGCUGUCCGGCGAGGGCGAUCGCAAAGUCUUUUUGCCCAAGGGAACGCUGGCAAUGGCACCAUCUUGGCCCGGCCAGCGGGAUCCUGCUAUCUGGGAUGGUGAAAAACCAUCUACUGAAUUCUAUCAUGAGCGCUUUCUCACUACCGACCCAGAAACAGGAAAGGAUGUGUUCACUACCUCGGGCACUGCGGGCCGGUUCUUCCCAUUCGGGGGUGGCAAGAGCAUAUGUCCAGGCAGGGUAUUUGCAAAGCAAGAAAUCUUUGCAGCUACCGCUCUCAUGCUUCUGAACUUCGACUUCGAGGUGAAGCGCUGUAUAGACGAACACGGCAAUCAGACAGAGAAACUUCCUCACUUAAGGGACGGUUUCGGCGGCAGCGGUAUCGUGUUGCAAGCAGGCGAUAUGGUCGUCAAGCUGACGAGAAAAACAUGACCGCAGGUUUAAUUUUCAGACUCUCGAUGGUUCUGUAUCGAAUGAGCUCAGAAUUUAGAGCUUGGGUAGCAAAUCGCUUAGUUGAUAGGCGCUAUGUAUUUUAACUAAUGUUUCUGAUCGAUUUCCAACCGCUCAGACACGUGCAGUGCGUGAACGCGUCGCGAAAGAAGAAU